AGAUCAGUUACGACUCUGGAGCGGAUGAGUCUGGACAGGAUCAGGAUGGGGGAUCUUACGCGAGUUCUUGUAACUCUGGCCUAGUAGCCAUCUCGACGAGCAACUCGUCCGCCUCUGCGAUGAGCAGCUCUUCCGCGGGAGGAAGCUCGUCCAGUUCCUCUUUCAGCGGUCCUGGCAGUAAGAAACAGCAUCCGUGGGAGCAGAUGGUGGAGCACUUGGUUGAGAUAAGUUGGCAGAACUUCCAGAGCGGUCCCAUGAUCAAUGCGGCGUCGCUCGCUUCAACAUCUGCUACUUCCGGCGGUGCUGAUGAUCAUGCCGGGAAGAUCACAACACCUGCAUCAAUUACAGCAGGCGCAAACUACAAGUCUCCCUUCAAAAUAAGCGCGCCUGGAGCUGCUGCUGCAGCAGCACCUGCUGCUGUUACCGACAUCACCUCGGUUGGAGCAGCAGCAGUUGGAGCACCCCAACAUCAUCAUGAGCCAGAUUUCAACGUGAAGGUGUCCCGGGUGACAAAAGUGCACACCAAUGACCACUUGCUGUUUGGCGGAUCUACUUCGAACAAUGCCGCCGGCGGGAGUUCUUCGUCCACCUCGAUGGUGCCUGCAGCCGCCGCAUCAAAUCUACUUCACGCAGGAGCCAGUACCAUUCCCAACGGCUCUUUCGACGCACGGCCGAUGACUUCCA
Molecule: messenger RNA, 684 nt
Organism: Amoebophrya sp. A120
Lineage: Eukaryota; Dinophyceae; Syndiniales; Amoebophryaceae
Source: the annotation of a GenBank genome assembly